This is a messenger RNA of Drosophila bipectinata, 1331 nucleotides long. RefSeq names its product Kruppel-like factor 15 (gene Klf15). NCBI's taxonomy places the organism in Eukaryota, Metazoa, Arthropoda, Insecta, Diptera, Drosophilidae. Gene Ontology annotation, biological process: regulation of transcription by RNA polymerase II. Gene Ontology annotation, molecular function: RNA polymerase II cis-regulatory region sequence-specific DNA binding; DNA-binding transcription factor activity, RNA polymerase II-specific. The record is from RefSeq and is a predicted model, not a curated record.
CAAAAUUCAGUUUAUCUUCGCCCUUUUUAGAGGAAAGAUCGUGUGCUCAACUAGUGCAAAUCUCUACGAAAAAAAAACACAACUCGUCGUCGGGUGUUACGAUUCUGACUUUGAUUUGGAGAGUCUGUGUCCGCGAGUCCGGCUUUAUAAAUGUUUGGACCUACGUCCGGAGAAGUUCCAUUUGCAAUCAUGGACUUCUUUGCGACGGGCGGCUUCCAGCAGCUCUACAGCGACCUGGACGAGCAAUCGUUCUCGUACUCGCUGCUGAGCACCGCGGAGGACAUGAUCCAGCUACAUACCCCGUACCCUGAGGAACAGGGAGAGUCUGAGGCCCCAUCCGCGGGCUACGACUUUUACGGCAUUAUUACCCUGGACGGUAAUAAUAAUGCUAGUACGGAGCAGGAGGACAUCUUUCUGGACUUUGAGGACCUGGGUCCGGACCUGUGCGACUGGGAGCAGCGACUACUGGACAACUUCGUGGAGAUUCCCGAGCUGGUGGACUUUCUGCCGGAGCGGACGCCACUGUGCACGGACAAUUGUACAGACUUCCUGGAGGAGAGCAACAGUAAUCUGAGGCUCUCGAGCAGGGAGGCCCCGCCGCCGCCACCACCACCGCCUCCGCCCCCGGAAUACUAUGCGCAGCACCCUCACCCGCAUCGCAAGGGGUCGGACGGCAGCGGCGGCGGUUACUUGUGCACCUUCGGGAACUGCGAAAAACUGUAUGCCAAGCCCGCCCACCUGAAAGCCCACCUGCGGAGGCAUCUUGGCGAGAAACCCUACGCCUGCGUCUGGCCAGAGUGCAGUUGGCGGUUCUCCCGCUCCGACGAACUGGCCCGCCACCGGCGAUCCCACUCCGGGGUCAAGCCCUACAAGUGUGAUUACUGCGCCAAGAGUUUCGCCCGCUCGGAUCACCUCACCAAGCACCGGAAGGUCCACGAACGACGACUCCUGGCGGCUACCCGAGCGGGCCGGCUCUUCUCCGAGGAUGUCUACUCCGUGCGGCCGGGCCGCAAGCGGAAAAACCAACUCUAAUCAAAAGAUGGAUGACAGAAGGAAGGAGGUCCUAGAUGACGAGACGAGAACACUUCAAAUGGCAGCCUAAAUUUAUUAAGAAGCGGUUACACAAAAAAAAAAAAUAACACUACAAAUGCCAAUACAAUACAGUCGCAGUCACUUUUAUCCAUCUACGAUACACAACCGGCGCGGAAGAACUUAGAAUUUUGGAAUGUCAACAUAUACACUUGCACUUGCACUUCACUGUCCCUAACCAACACAUACGUGCUAAAUUUGAUGUAUUUGUUUUGUUUUUGUUUAAUUACACUGGCCAAAAA